Messenger RNA from Ochotona princeps (American pika), 3742 nucleotides. It is a transcript of the gene ZBTB1, whose product is annotated as zinc finger and BTB domain containing 1. The transcript is spliced from 2 exons. The coding region runs from base 159 to 2300 and encodes 713 amino acids. The record is from RefSeq and is a predicted model, not a curated record. Gene Ontology annotation, biological process: regulation of cytokine production; regulation of immune system process; negative regulation of transcription by RNA polymerase II. Gene Ontology annotation, molecular function: protein binding. NCBI's taxonomy places the organism in Eukaryota, Metazoa, Chordata, Mammalia, Lagomorpha, Ochotonidae.
CUAAAAGGGCUCUCCGGGUUCAUGUUCCAACUUGUCAGUGGGACCAAAAUUAUGGUGUUUCACUUUUGAUGCCUUUGUUCAAUAUGAAAACUGAAUAAACGUCUGAGUGCCUUCGUCUUCAAAUUUAAAGAAUGAUUCAGGUCCUUAACUGACAGAGGAUGGCUAAGCCCAGCCACAGCAGCUACGUCCUGCAGCAGCUCAACAACCAGAGGGAGUGGGGUUUUCUCUGUGACUGUUGUAUUGCAAUCGAUGACAUCUACUUCCAAGCACACAAAGCCGUCCUCGCUGCCUGCAGCUCCUAUUUUAGGAUGUUUUUCAUGAACCAUCAGCAUAGUACUGCACAGCUAAAUCUCAGCAACAUGAAAAUUAGCGCUGAGUGUUUCGACCUCAUUUUGCAGUUCAUGUAUUUGGGAAAAAUCAUGACAGCUCCGUCCAGUUUUGAGCAGUUUAAAGUGGCCAUGAACUACCUACAACUGUACAAUGUUCCCGACUGCCUAGAGGACAUACAGGACGCAGACUGCUCUAGUUCAAAAUGUUCAUCUUCUGCAUCCAGCAAACAGAACAGCAAAAUGAUAUUUGGAGUGAGAAUGUAUGAAGAUACUGUGGCUAGAAAUGGCAACGAAGCCAACAGGUGGUGUGCAGAGCCAAGUUCAACAGUGAACACACCGCAUCACAGAGAGCCUGAUGAAGAAUCUUUACAGUUAAAUAAUUUUCCUGAACCACUGUUUGAUGUCUGCAAAAAAAGUUCCGUGUCCAAAUUAUCUACUCCGAAAGAACGGGUGUCACGCCGCUUUGGCCGGAGUUUCACCUGUGAUAGCUGUGGGUUCGGCUUUAGCUGUGAAAAGUUACUAGAUGAGCAUGUGUUAACCUGUACCAACAGGCAUUCCUACCAAAACACAAGAUCUUACCACCGAAUAGUAGAUAUUCGAGAUGGGAAAGACAGUAACAUCAAAGCUGAGUUUGGUGAAAAAGAUUCUUCUAAGGCGUUCUCCCCCCAGACAGACAAGUACAGAGGAGACACGAGCCAGGCUGUGGAGGACUCGACUUCAACCACUGAGAGCAGGAAAAGCAGCACGGUGGAGUCUGAGAUGGCCAGCGAGGACAAAAGCAGGGCUGCCGAUAGGAAACGGAUCGUUAUUAAGAUGGAGCCAGAGGAUAUUCCCACGGAUGAGCUCAAAGACUUUAACAUUAUUAAAGUGACUGACAAAGAUGGCAACGAGUCCACUGACAACGACGAGCUGGAAGAUGAACCCGAAGAGCCCUUUUACAGGUACUAUGUUGAAGAAGAUGUCAGCAUUAAGAAGAACAGCAGGAAGACCCUGAAGCCGCGCAUGUCAGUCAGCGCAGACGAACGCAGGGGGAUGGAAAACAUGAGGCCCCCGAACCACAGCAGCCCAGUCCAGGAGGACUCGGAAAACGCAUCCUGCGAGCUAUGUGGGCUCACGAUAACGGAGGAGGACCUGUCCUCGCAUUACUUAGCAAAGCACAUUGAAAACAUCUGUGCGUGCGGUAAGUGUGGACAGAUACUUGUCAAGGGCAGGCAACUUCAGGAACACGCACAGAGAUGCGGAGAACCCCAGGAUCUGACAAUGAAUGGGUUAGGCAAUAGUGAGGAAAAGAUGGACAUGGAAGAAAACCCCGAUGAGCAGUCUGAGAUAAGAGACAUGUUUGUUGAAAUGCUGGAUGACUUUAGGGACAACCAUUGCCAGAUCAACAGUAUCCAAAAAAAGCAGUUAUUUAAACAUUCUACCUGUCCUUUCCGAUGUCCUAAUUGUGGCCAGCGUUUUGAAACUGAAGAUCUAGUGGUGGGACAUAUGUCAAACUGCCUCGACCAGGAUAUGUUUAAGAGUGCCAUCAUGGAAGAAAACGAGAGAGACCACAGACGAAAGCAUUUUUGUAAUCUGUGCGGAAAGGGAUUUUAUCAGCGGUGUCACCUGAGAGAACACUAUACUGUUCAUACUAAGGAAAAACAGUUUGUGUGUCAGACAUGUGGAAAGCAGUUUUUAAGAGAACGCCAGUUGCGACUGCACAAUGAUAUGCACAAGGGCAUGGCCAGGUAUGUCUGUUCCAUUUGUGAUCAAGGAAACUUCAGAAAACAUGACCAUGUACGGCAUAUGAUUUCUCAUUUAUCUGCUGGUGAGACGAUAUGCCAGGUCUGCUUUCAGAUAUUCCCGAGUAACGAGCAGCUGGAGCAGCACAUGGAUGUUCAUCUGUACACAUGUGGAAUUUGUGGAGCAAAGUUUAAUUUGAGGAAAGAUAUGAGAUCACAUUAUAAUGCCAAGCAUUUGAAAAGAAGCUAAGUGAUUUUCUACUGUACUAAUGUUUAGUUGCUAAGAGAUACAACACCAAAGCAAAGGAUAUGAGCUAUUUAGACAUCAAUUUAAGAUGAAUUGUUGGGAAAAUUUUUGAAGGCCCUUUUACCUUUAAUAUUUUUAUUUAGGACCUUAAGUACGUAUUAGGUGUUUAAUGUUUAUCUUUUUUUUUGUUGUUGUUUCUUAAUAGAAUUCUUUGUUUUUUAGUUUUUUUUAGUUGUGAUUGCAAUUACUUUUAAAUGUAGAUUGCUGGUUGUUACCCUUUCGGUGACUAUAAAAUUUUACCUUUUUUUUUUUAAAUCAAAGUCAUGACAUCACUAUUUUUAUUUUUAUUUAAGGUUAUUCUGUGAAAUUUUAAACCCCACAUCAUUGGCCCUUCCUGUUCAAAUUUUUUUUUAUGAAAAAUUUUUAAGUAAUUAAUUUUUUGAAACUAUCCUAUUUGUUUUUAGGAGUUUUUUUGGUUUUGAUCAGUUGAACAGUGAGUUAACUACUUUUUAUUCUCCCUUAUUAUCAGUGAAAUUCUUAUUCUUAAAUUGACAAGCUCAUUGGGCAAGUUAGGUGCACUGACUCUCACCUGUGAGGUUGACAUGGGCUCAGACUUGGCCUAAAAAGAGAAAUGGACCUGAGGAAGUUCCUAUAAAUGAAUAUUUCCUAUAAUUGAUAAAAUAUUAUCAUUUAAUAAUCAGAUUUAAAACUUAUAUUAAGUGUAAAUCCUAAUGACUUUCCCCCUCAUGAGAGGUUAGUGGGGAGAAGCCAUUUUGUUUUGUGAUGGUAAAUUUAACUAUGAUAGUUAAUUAAAAAGACAUAUCUUGUAUUCACUAAAGAUAUCUUAAUUUAAAAUAUUCUGAUUUCUAAAGUGUGUUAGUUUAUCAGUUAUUUUUGUUUAUAAAUAGACUUUACUAGCUCUCUAGGACUAUGACAUCUAAAGAAAAAUGAUUUUUCACCUUUAAAAUUACAUACUUUUGGAACUUUGAGAUUUGAGAAAGCUGCCAUGUAUAUUAAUAAAUAUAAUAAAAUAAAGAAAUUAUAAAUCUGGUUGUUCUAUAAAAGUAGAGUGCACAAAAAAAAUGUCUUGUGUUUUAUACUAUCUAACAUUUGGGGGAAAUGUGUUACAGCAAAUUACAGUUUAUCACCAUGCCUUUUUUUUGGUUUGUUUUGUUUUCUGUAAAGGAUCACAAAAUUUGAGGACCAUAAAUUAAUCACAGCAUAUAAAUGGAAAAAAAGGGUGUCAUUUUUCAGCUAAAGUGUUGUUAGUUGUUGCUGACACAGUAUCCCUACCAAUAAUAUGUGGAUUACAGCACUGUCAUGGCUGACCCACCAACAAACACAUCUGUUGAGUAGAAUGACUUUGAAGUGAAUGACUUCUCGUAAUGACAGGGGUUUUUAUUAACUCAUAUUAAAGAUAGUAAUUUUGUGAUUAUAAACAGUAA